AAGGCUUGUAUGCGGAAGCGGGAGCUCACUUCCGGUUUGUGCGCUGAGGAGGGAGCUGUUGGAGCGCUCCGAGCCCGGCCGGCACCAUGCCCCGCAAGAUUGAGGAGAUCAAAGACUUCCUGCUGACAGCGCGGAGGAAGGACGCCAAGUCCGUCAAGAUCAAGAAGAACAAGGACAAUGUGAAGUUCAAGGUGCGCUGCAGCCGGUACCUCUACACCCUGGUCAUCACGGACAAGGAGAAGGCCGAGAAGCUGAAGCAGUCGCUGCCCCCAGGUUUGGCUGUCAAGGAGCUGAAAUGAGCCAAUAAAUGAGAGUUUUGUUGUUUGUUACAAUAAAUAAACGUGACUGUUCCCCA
Messenger RNA from Pezoporus flaviventris, 355 nucleotides. It is a transcript of the gene RPL38, whose product is annotated as ribosomal protein L38. Gene Ontology annotation, biological process: protein-RNA complex assembly; translation. Gene Ontology annotation, molecular function: structural constituent of ribosome. Lineage: Eukaryota; Metazoa; Chordata; Aves; Psittaciformes; Psittacidae. The record is from RefSeq and is a predicted model, not a curated record. Gene Ontology annotation, cellular component: cytosolic large ribosomal subunit; ribosome. Bases 87 to 299 code for a protein of 70 amino acids. The transcript has 5 exons.